ACAAGCUGCGAUGCACUUCAAAGAGACAAGUCCUGCGGGCGACAACCGACUAAAGGCUUGAGCUUACACUGCAUUUUUAGCGCUUGAAAAGAAGUUCUAACUUCGAUAAUUUUACGACCGGAUCUUAUUUUUUAUUGCAAAAAGAAAGAAGCCGAACUUUUCACCUGACCUCUGAGUGAUAACUGCAUGUAAAUUUAGGCUACCACCAGCGACUUCAGGUGUGUUUUGGAGUUAAAGGUAUGGACACACAUGCAGUACAGCUGAGAGAGCUCUUGUCUGCAGUGGGUGGCUAGCUAUGCCUAGCUAGGAUCAUAUCCUGCUGGACUCUUCCCUUCUUCCUGAAGCUUGGUGGUAACUUCCAGGACUAUCCCGGAUUUUUAAAUCCUCCUGGGCCCUUUCCGAACUGGACCAUCCUGCGGGGCAACAUGGGGGAAAGACGGGCGCACUCCUUUCACAUGACGUGCCACGUCCAGCGUGACUAUGGCAGCAGGAUGGCGAGCUCCUUCAUAAGUUACAGGCCCAAUGGAUACGCCCGAACAAGCCUCAGCCUGGAGCAUAUCGAUGCUGACCCUGCAGCAUCUAUCGGCACUACAACUACUUGCUCUCCCCUACUGGCUCCCGCGCCUGACAGAAGCCAGUACUCUCCUGUUUCAAUGGAACUGGACCCCACGGCUGUGAAUUAUGAAUCAGGCAUUCCCUGCUGUCCACCAGCAGAAACAAAAGACCCAAGGCUGACGACCAUACAGAGCCAGCCCUCGAUCACCUCCGUCCCUCCACCUCUCCCUCGUUCGAGCUGGCUGCAUCAUCAAAAGGAUUUCCAGAGCCCUUACAUCAAGACUAGCAUGCAGGGUGAUGUUUACAACUUCCUUGAGAGACCUGCCGGACUGAAAUGCUUCCUCUACCACUUCCUUGUAUUCAUUAUGGUCCUGGUGUGUCUAAUCUUCAGUGUCCUGUCCACCAUAGAGCAAUAUGCAGACUUCGCCACAGGAACCCUCUUCUGGAUGGAGAUUGUGCUGGUGCUGUUCUUUGGCACAGAGUAUGUGGUACGGCUGUGGUCGGCAGGCUGUCGCAGCAAAUAUGCAGGCAUCAAAGGGCGCCUCCGCUUUAUCAGGAAGCCCAUAUCAAUCAUAGAUUUGAUUGUGGUCAUCGCCUCAAUCAUUGUGCUCGGCGUGGGGUCCAAUGGCCAAGUGUUUGCCACGUCUGCUAUCAGGGGCAUCCGUUUCCUCCAAAUCCUGCGCAUGCUCCAUGUGGAUCGACAGGGAGGAACGUGGAGGCUCCUGGGAUCUGUAGUCUUUAUUCAUCGACAGGAACUGAUCACCACCCUGUACAUCGGCUUCCUUGGCCUGAUCUUUUCCUCCUACUUUGUCUACUUGGCUGAGAAAGAUGCUGUGGAUGAGGAGGGCAAGACAGGAUUCUCCAGCUACGCAGAUGCCCUGUGGUGGGGAGUGGUGACUGUCACCACAAUCGGCUAUGGAGACAAAAUUCCUCAAACGUGGAUAGGCAAGGCCAUCGCGUCCUGCUUCAGUGUUUUUGCCAUCUCCUUCUUCGCUCUACCUGCUGGUAUCCUGGGCUCAGGUUUUGCCCUCAAAGUGCAGCAGAAGCAGAGACAGAAGCACUUCAACAGGCAGAUCCCUGCUGCAGCCUGUCUCAUCCAGACACUUUGGAGGUGCUAUGCAGCAGAGAAACCAGGCGGCUGUGCUGCUACGUGGAAAAUGUAUGUUCUAACUCCAGAGGCUGUCGCCAUGGCGGAAUCUGAAAACUCCAGCCCUAACGUCAGGAAACUGCAUUUAUCGAGAAGGGGGAACAAAAGGAGAGUGAAGUCCAGAGGUAAUGGCUCUAUGGGCGGGGCCUCAGAGAGGGCUGUAUCGAUCCCCCAGAUCACCUACGAUCACAUUGAUGACUCUGAGGAGAAGAAAGAUGUCUCAUUUUUCCAGGAUGAGCCAAGGGGCGCUGUUGAAGGGCUUAUCAGAAUGUUCAAACAACCAGGCCCUCCUCAUCAUUCUUGGUCGUCUUUCACUCUGAGCUGCCCUGGCUCUCCAGUAAAGAAGAAUCAUGAUAACAGCACCUCCAUCGACAUCUCCCGCGCCAACAGCUUAACCGAUGAGCUGGACUACAUGAGUGAGGAUAUCCCAUUGCCUGUGGUGACUGACAAAGCUCAGUUGUCCCAUGCCCAGAGAUCAGCCGUAAAAGUCCUGCGCAGAAUGCAGUAUUUUGUAGCCAGGAGGAAAUUUCAGCAAGCGCGGAAGCCCUAUGACGUGCGAGACGUGAUCGAGCAGUAUUCCCAGGGUCACCUCAACAUGAUGGUCCGCAUCAAGGAGCUGCAGAGAAGGCUGGACGGCACACUGGGGAAGCCGGGAAUGUUUCUUCCAGGAAAAGGAGAAGAUAAAGAAUACCCAACGAUUGGGGCACGACUGAUCAGGCUAGAGGAUAAGGUCCAUCAGAUGGACCAGAAAAUGGACUCAGUCCUGCGGAUCCUGAUGGAGCAGUUUCCACCCCAGCCAGAGCUGACGUCCAAGCCCUCCAUCCGCAGGGUGACCAUUCAGAAGCGUAUGGGUGCCAGCAUCGACGAGGGCCCCUGAUGUCACAGCGACAGGUCGCACUCUGUAUGAUGACAUCAUCACCAAAGGAGAAUUAAAAGACCAGGACUUCACAUAAAUAGCCUACCCCACCCCACAGAGGGGGGGAUAGCCUGCAAAUAAUAAGGGGAUCCAGUCUUCCAGAACCCCCUCCCUCUCUUACGUUUGAAAUUCUUUUUUUUUUUUCAAAAUUUCAUUUUUUCAAUGACUUUUGACCACCGAGAAGAGAACAACUUUUUUUUUUUUUUAAUAUUUUUUUAUUUAUGUUUUAAACAGUAUAAGACAGACAAACAAACAGGUGAACAAGUAAACAAACAAAGAAACAGUGGCUCAGACAUAUACAAAGUACAUUGAUAUAAUAAAAGUAGAUACACAAAGCAGGCAGAAGGGAACACUUGGUGGGGCCACAAAGAAGAGAACAACUUUUAACUGUCCACUUUCGACGGUGCUCUGGGACAUGCGGGCAGGAGUACCACUGAGAGUGAGAUUGAUGUUGUGGAAAGAAGGCUGACCGAAGUCUUUGCUUCUGAUGGUUGUUGGCCUUGUUUGGGUCUUCUUUGCUUGUCUAAAUGUGGCUUUCCCUCCUACACUAGCAUUGUGAGCCCCCAGUGUUUCCCUGAAACCCGCAGUCAUUGAAGCAGCAACACACUCCAUGAAUUUAUUUCACUACAUUAGCCUCAUAAUCACACAUCUCAGAUAAUGUUAAUUUAUGUGUGGCCUGUCACUCAGCUGCAUUCCUCCACUCUAAAUAUUAUUCCAAAGCUAACUAAUCCAGUAAUGAAGUCAUAAUGCAAUCAAAGCACUCAAGUUCCCCAAAGACACGGAGAAAAACUGAGAGUCCAGCCGUGGCAGAGGCAUUCCUCAAAUCCUUCUGAUUAUCUUGGCACCGUCCACACCCAGUACACAACAGGGUUAUUUCCAUAGCCACAUAUCCAUCUAGCCUAACUGUACUUUGGCUGUGGUGGGUGUUUGUUAGUAGUGAUCAAAUAACAUGAGGAGGGAAGGGCAGAUUAUCUGUUGAUGUUGACCCGCAUUAGGGACCAGAAGAAGCGGAGUGAAAUAGAUGUGUCUGGGGCAGCUGGCUAACAUGGCGCUGAUUUACAGCAAUGCUGAAGCUAAUAAAAAUAGCCAAACUGCCAUGACAGGGCCCAGUGCUGUGUUACAGGAAUACAGACCAAAGUUAUGCUGUGGACUUUCAGUUUGCUCUAAGAUUCCCGUUGAGAGAUUUCAUAUGCAUAUCAAUCUAAACACUUUUAGCAGCACCACUGCUUGCAGCACCACUGGGGCCCUGCUUAAUAUCCUCUAUUACCCUUUUCAGGGGGCUCGCACUGCUGUGUGCAAUUUGAAAUAAAUUUGCCCCAUUAAAGCUCUGAUUAUUUUUUCUCUCCAGAGCUAAUUAAGUGCUGAAUUCCUGGUAAGGGGAGAUUACUCACUGUGAGCGACUAAUGAAAAGAAACACUGGAAAAUGUGCAGAAUUUAAACAGUAAGCUUUGAAGAGCAGGCGCACUAAUUCUGUGUGAAAGGUUUGGAAAUAUCGGCCUGCCACCGAGAGCACACGUUUGAAACAAUAAGACAAUGCUCUCACUUUGUUCCCGGGUUCAUAGUAUUUAUCUGACAGAAUGCUGAGGCAUGUAGGAAGUAGAAAAUAGAGAAUAACUCAAAUAUGUAGCUACCGUAUGAAAGGCUUCCCAUAAUUAUACCAUCCACAUUCCUAAAAAGACGGAUGCACAUAUGAAGGAGGGGUGAAAAAAGGAAGGGGAAAGAGGAGAGGCUUUCUCUCUGCACUGAUUUAUAUUUUCAUAUUUUUUGCAGUGGUUAAAAAUAGCUAUUAUUUAUCUCACAUUAAAUAAAGUGGUUGUAUUUUAAAGGGAAUCUAACUUUGUGACAGACCUUGAUACAUGUGUCUGUCUGUCCUCCUGUACAGUUUUAUAAGAGUUGUAAAUAGAAACAUUGCCUUACUGUAUUUAUUGUCAUGUGGAAGGAUCAACCUGGAACAUCUCUGCUUGUUGGAGUGAUGAGAAACACAGAGAGUGAGGCUGCUGUUGUACAGAUGGAUGGAAAUGGUUGUAAAUGAUAUUCAUGCACACCCUCUGCACUGUAGCUCUGCUGUAAAUAAUAAAA
Messenger RNA from Scatophagus argus, 4697 nucleotides. RefSeq names its product potassium voltage-gated channel, KQT-like subfamily, member 1.2 (gene kcnq1.2). Gene Ontology annotation, molecular function: voltage-gated potassium channel activity. Gene Ontology annotation, cellular component: voltage-gated potassium channel complex; membrane. Lineage: Eukaryota; Metazoa; Chordata; Actinopteri; Scatophagidae. Bases 426 to 2579 code for a protein of 717 amino acids. The record is from RefSeq and is a predicted model, not a curated record. Gene Ontology annotation, biological process: potassium ion transport; transmembrane transport. The transcript is spliced from 19 exons.